AAGGUGAAGCCGAACAGCAGCAGCAACAAAGAAACAGAAUGAAUGUGAAGGGCAUGGCUAUUCUCUUGGCUGUGAUAGUCUGUGCUACGAUUACUAAAGGCUUUCCUAUGUUCAAAGGGGGACGCUGUCUUUGUAUAGGCCCCGGAGUAAAAGCAGUGAAAUUUACAGAUAUUGAGAAAGCCUCUGUCAUCUACCCAAGUAACAGCUGUAACAAAAUUGAAGUGAUUAUUACCUUGAAAGCACAUAAAGGACAACGAUGUCUGAAUCCCAGAUCAAAGCAAGCAAGCUUUAUAAUCAAGCCAAAAUCCUUGACUGAUAAAGCCUUCUUUAUAGUAAUCUCCACAUCUGAAAAAUGA
Molecule: messenger RNA, 356 nt
Organism: Urocitellus parryii (Arctic ground squirrel)
Lineage: Eukaryota; Metazoa; Chordata; Mammalia; Rodentia; Sciuridae
Source: RefSeq, a predicted model, not a curated record